AUCAAUACAUCUCAUAUGUGCCAAUCUAUUCUACAAUGUACAGUGAAAGUUUUGGUGAAACAAAAAAUGGGCAAUUUAUGUGGCCAAGAAAGACCUAAUAUCCAGCAGGAGGAGGUGAAUAAUCAAAACCGAAACUUCAUACAGCUUCAACAAAAAAUCUCCCAAAUGCAACGGAAAAUUGAGGAUCAAGAGAGGCAAAUCCUAGAAAUCUUAUUGGACAGGCAAAAACUGGAGGUUUGCCUCAGCAAUUUAGAACUUACUAAUGUCCAAAUAAAUAACCAAGAGGAGCAAGUGAAAAACUUUGAAACGAACUACGAAGAAACCUUAAAGAAAAUCGCUUCAGUAGAGACGUGCAUUAAAAACGUACGCAGUUACAUUAUCGAAUGGGAAAAACGAAUGUUAGCUACCAACCAAAUAAACAAAACCCAAGCGGAAAAGUUGGAUCACAUGCAAGACAAACUGACCUCCCUGGAAGUGCUGUGCAGCAAGCAAGAAUUUAUGGAAAAAUGUCUGGAUUACUAUGGGAGUGUACUGCAAAAAGUGGAAGAACUGGAAAAAAUUAUCCAAGAAACCCCUAAACAAGACAUCCAAGCCAAGUGCGACGUUUUAUACGACAACUACUUGGUUUUAUAUAAAAAAAUACACAAGCUGGAGAAAACGUUCGAGGGCACCUCCAUACAAGAACUCUUUGACAUUUUAAAAGGGAAUUACAUGUUAUUGGAGGAUAGGGUGUGCCAAAUGGAACAAGAAAACUGGAAAGAGAAGUACGAUUCACUUAAUGAAAAAUAUAUCGGGUUACAGAGGAGGGUGCAGUAUUUGGGCCAAUUUAACCGGAAAAUCUUUUCGAACUCUUGGAAGAGGCAGGGCGUGAAUAAGAAAAAAAAAGGGACUGUAAAGCCUGAGAAGGAGGGUGAGGACCAGUGCUGGACUUCUGUCGAGAGUUUGCCUACGUUGGUUAUAGAAUCGAGGAAAUAAUAUUUUACUGGUUUAUAUAAAUUCACAUACUCAUUAAUAUUUUUCAAUUUACUUUUUUUUUUAAUAUAUAAUGUUCAUUUUA
Molecule: messenger RNA, 1057 nt
Organism: Anthonomus grandis grandis
Lineage: Eukaryota; Metazoa; Arthropoda; Insecta; Coleoptera; Curculionidae
Product: golgin subfamily A member 4-like
Exons: 3
Coding region: 16-975 (319 amino acids)
Source: RefSeq, a predicted model, not a curated record